GCACAUAUAUAUAUAUGUAUAAAUAAUGAUGGAUAUAGAAAUUGAAGAAGUUGAAGAAAAUAUAUUAUCAUUCAGAGAUAAUAAUUUGGAUGACUCAUUAUAUAGCAGACAAAGAUAUGUAUUGGGUGAUUUCGCAAUGUCAAAAUUAUCAAAGGGUGACAUAUUUAUUAGUGGUAUUGGUGGCUUGGGUGUAGAAAUAGCAAAAAAUUUAAUUCUAGCUGGUAUCAAAUCAAUUACUUUACACGAUUGUAAAUUAGUUUCCAAGUAUGAUUUAUCAUCACAAUUUUAUUUAAGCCAUAAUCAAAUUGGUAAAGAGAAUAGAGCUGUUGCAUCACAUACAAAUCUUCAAGAGCUAAACCCAUACGUUAAAGUUAAUACCUUUACAGAGUCAUCACUCUCGGAAUUAAUUAAAACAAAUAAAAAUUAUUUCUUACAAUUUAAAUGUAUAAUUUUAACAGAAAGCAAUUUAAAUGAUCAAAUUUUAAUUAAUGAAAUUUGCAGAGAAAAUAAUAUCUAUUUUUUAAUGGCUGAUUGUCAUGGUUUAAUAAGUUGGUGUUUUAAUGACUUUGGCGAAUCAUUUAAGGUAUUUGAUAAAAAUGGUGAAGAAACUAAAGAGAUUUUCAUUUCAAAUAUUUCAAAAUCAACUGAAUCCCCAGAAAAGACUGUUGUAACAUGUAUGGAAGGUCAUCAUCAUGGUUUUGAGGACAACGAUAUGGUAGAGUUUAAAGAAAUUAUUGGUUUGGACCAAAUCAACAAUACAAAGCAUAAAAUUCAGGUAGUCAAUAGCAAUAGUUUUUCAAUCAAUUUAAAUAUUUCAAACUAUUCACCAUAUCAAAGAGGUGGUAUUGUAGCCCAAAUUAAAACUACAAACAAAUUAAAUUUCAAAUCAUUAAAAGAAUCAAUUGUCAACCCAGAUAUUAUUGAUUUUGAUUUUUUAAAAGAUCCAAAAAAAUUGCACAUUAUCAGACAAUCAUUAGAAUUAUUUAAAGAGAAACAUAAUGGAGAGUUACCAAAAGAAUAUGACCAAAAUGAUUUCGAGGAAUUUUUAGAACAAACUUUAGAGCUUCUAAAUAAUAAUUAUUUCAAUUAUAGUAUUUCACCAAUGGAAUUUGAUAAAGAGUAUAUAAAAAAGAUAUCAUAUAGUUGCCGAGGUAAAAUUUGUUCAACAACAGCUGCAUUAGGUGGUUUUGUAGCGCAAGAAGCUUUGAAAUCUUUAACUGGUAAAUUCACACCAUUAAAGCAGUGGUUAUAUUUCGAAAAUUUAGAUCUAUUCCCCAGUUUCAACGACGAACAGUUAAAUAAAGAACUAUUAUCAAACUUUUAUACAGCUGCUAACUCCACAUUAAAAUCAAAUAGACAAUAUGCUCAAUUAAUCUGUCUUGGUGAAAAAAUUUGCAAAAAACUUGAAAGCUCAAAAUUAUUUAUGGUUGGUUCUGGUGCUAUUGGUUGUGAAAUGCUAAAGAAUUUCGCUUUGUUAAGUGUGGCCUGCAAUAAAGACUCGAAUGCUUUAAUAACUGUUACCGAUAAUGAUCUUAUCGAAAAAUCAAAUUUAAAUAGACAAUUUUUAUUUAGAAAUAAAGAUAUCAACCAAUCCAAAUCAUUAGUAGCUUCAAGGGUAACCGAGCAUAUGAAUCCAUCCAUUCAAAUUAAGGCACAUCAAGAUAAAAUUGACCCUAAUACAGAACAUAUUUAUAAUAGCACAUUUUAUGAAUCACUGGAUUGUGUUGUUAGUGCAUUAGAUAAUGUUGAAGCUCGUCUCUAUUUAGAUAAGCAAUGUAUCACAAACAAAUUAGCAUUUUUAGAAAGCGGUACACUUGGUACAAAAGGUCACGUUCAAGUAAUUUUGCCCUAUUUAACAGAGACAUAUGCUUCUCAAAAAGAUCCAAAUGAGAAACAAACACCAUUCUGCACAUUAAAAUCUUUCCCAACUAAUUUAGAUCACUGUAUUCAAUGGUCAAGAGAUAAAUUCGAAAAGUUCUUUACAAUUAACCCAAAUGAAUUAGAAAAGUUUAUAAAAGAAGAAAAUUAUUUAGAGAACUUAUUAAAUUCAGAUUCAUCAAAUAAAAUUUCAACAUCGAAAUCACUCUUUAAGAUGAUGAAUAAUCUACCAUAUACUUUUCAAGAUUGUAUUACCUAUUCAAGAAUCAAAUUUGAAAAGCUCUUUAAUCAUUCAACUCAACAGCUUUUAAAGAAUUAUCCAUUAGAUUUAGUUACUAAAGAAGGUGUACCAUUUUGGAGCUCACCAAAAAGACCACCAACACCAUUAAAGUUUGACGAAAAUGAUUCAUUACAUUUAUCAUUCAUCAAAAAUUUAUCAUUACUUUUAGCAGAAAUUUAUAAUGUAUCAAUUCCAUCCGAUAUUAGCGAAGAGUCUAUUGUCAAAUUUAUAAAGAAUGUUACCGCUUCAAUCCCAGAAUUUAAAUCAAAGAGUAAAGUAAUAAUAUCAGAUGAAAAAGCAGCAGCUCCAGUUGAAAACUUUACAUUGGAACAAUUUAAAGAAUUACAAAUAAAUUUAACAAAUAAAUUAAAAGAAUUUAAAGAAAAGAACUCAAAUUUUGGUAUUAAACCAUUACAAUUUGAAAAAGAUGACGAUUCAAAUCAUCACAUCAAUUUUAUUACUUCAAUCUCAAAUCUAAGAGCUAGAAUUUACCAAAUUACUGAAUGUGAUCGUUUCAAAGUUAAACUAAUUGCUGGUAAAAUUAUUCCUGCUAUUGCUACUACCACUAGUGUUAUCUCUGGAUUUCUUUCUUUAGAGUUAAUCAAAACUCUCUCGAGUGAUUUUAAAGAAAAAUUUGCAAACAAAGAAUUAGAUCAAAAUGCUAUUUUAUCUCAAUUUAGAAACUACUUUGUAAAUUUAUCAAUACCAUCAUUCCAAUUAAGUGAACCUGCUCCUCCACCAAAAAUUAAAAUUACCAAUGAUACUUUUACUACACUAUGGGAGUCUUGGGAUAUCAAUAAUCCAGAUAUUUUAACAAUAGGUGAUUUUAAUUCAUAUAUCGAGAAGAAAUACAAUCUAAAAGUUAGUGGUAUUUAUCAAGAUGUAUCGAUUGUUUAUAUGUCUGCACUACCAUCACAUAGAAAGAGAUUAACUUUACCAAUUAAAAGUCUUUUAAAUUUAGAAGAAAAUCAAAAAUUUGUUGAACUAUAUGUAUCUUAUUUGGAUGGUGAAAAUGAAGCUAAAGGACCACCCGUUAGAUUAUAUGUCCAAUAUUAAAAAAAAAAAAUUUUAAUAAAAACAGUAUUUUUUGUUGGUCCAAAUUCUAAAUUU
Messenger RNA from Dictyostelium purpureum, 3268 nucleotides. RefSeq lists its product as uncharacterized. Gene Ontology annotation, cellular component: cytoplasm. Bases 26 to 3214 code for a protein of 1062 amino acids. The record is from RefSeq and is a predicted model, not a curated record. Gene Ontology annotation, biological process: protein modification by small protein conjugation. NCBI's taxonomy places the organism in Eukaryota, Evosea, Eumycetozoa, Dictyosteliales, Dictyosteliaceae. The transcript is spliced from 4 exons. Gene Ontology annotation, molecular function: ubiquitin-like modifier activating enzyme activity.